AUGCUGGGGCUUUACCGCAGCUUAAAACAUUCAAAUGUUCUGUCCGCUGCAGAAUGCUUUGUAGAUGAUGAAUCUAUGUUUGCUCUGGUUAAUGAUCUUCCAGUUAAUCUCGCCCAUCUCGUUGGAUGUCGCACUCUUUACCCAACGGAGAUUGAAUUAGCAUCCAUUGCAUGGCAGGUUCUUGAUGGCGCUUGCUAUCUGAAUACACUAGGUUUAGAGCACCAGUCAUUAAUUUGCCGCAAUGUUCUCCUUGGUCUGGACGGAAUCGUCAAAAUUGCUUGCAUAGAGUCCUGUGUGGAGAGAAACCCCAACGAGGCGCAAAGUGGCUACAUCAAAGCACUCGCUUCUAUUAUAAUGGAGGUGAUGCAAAAGGAUAUCAAAGAUUGUGGAGUGAUCGGUAUUGAAGAUUUAGAGCGCUGGCCGGUCGAUUCUAAUGCAUUCAAAUUUCUUUCGGCUAUCUCGACAACGGAAAACAUAGAGGCCCUUAAAGAGCAACCACUUGUCAGUAAAAAGUACCGUUUAAAAGGCGAACUUAUUCUCCUAGCUCGGUCUGUUUUCCUUUCCGCACACAUUUUCUAUUCGUUAGAAGAAAAUUAUUCGGAAGAUUAA
This is a messenger RNA of Penicillium longicatenatum, 609 nucleotides long. RefSeq lists its product as uncharacterized. The transcript has 4 exons. Gene Ontology annotation, biological process: protein phosphorylation. Bases 1 to 609 code for a protein of 202 amino acids. Gene Ontology annotation, molecular function: protein kinase activity. Lineage: Eukaryota; Fungi; Ascomycota; Eurotiomycetes; Eurotiales; Aspergillaceae. The record is from RefSeq and is a predicted model, not a curated record.